AAAGAGAUCUAUCUGGCUUCAUGGUCACCUCAGUUUACUCUUCUACAGCAUCCUACUAUACUCUUCUUUGUGACAUAUGGCGGGAUUGGAUCUAUAAAGUUAUGCGUUUGUUUGUAUAUCUCUUUUUUGGUGACUAGCCUAUCAAUGCACGCUCCAUUGCUCGUACAGGACUAG
This is a messenger RNA of Gilbertella persicaria, 174 nucleotides long. RefSeq lists its product as uncharacterized. The record is from RefSeq and is a predicted model, not a curated record. Gene Ontology annotation, molecular function: UDP-glycosyltransferase activity. Lineage: Eukaryota; Fungi; Mucoromycota; Mucoromycetes; Mucorales; Choanephoraceae. The transcript has a single exon. The annotation marks the transcript as partial.